CUCUGCAGGGUGAGGAGGAAGUGAUGCUCUGCAGGGGGCGGGGCCAUCAGGAGGAUAUAAGGAGAUCCCGCGGCUUCUCCUCCCGCCCUCUGCAUCUCCCGAGCGCCCGGAACACAAGCCUAAAUCGUCGCCAUGUCUGCCGGAAACGCCAAGAUCGGUAAACUGGCUCCUGACUUCACCGCUAAGGCCGUAAUGCCCGGCGGAGACUUCAAAGACCUGAAGCUGUCGGACUAUAGAGGAAAGUACGUGGUUUUCUUCUUCUACCCCUUGGACUUCACCUUCGUCUGCCCCACGGAGAUCAUCGCAUUCAGCGACCGCGUGGAAGAGUUCACGAAGCUGAACUGUGAGGUCAUCGGGGCGUCCGUGGACUCGCACUUCUGCCACUUGGCCUGGACAAACCUGUCCCGUAAGGAAGGCGGUUUGGGCCCCAUGAAGAUCCCUCUAGUGGCCGACACUUUGCGCACAAUCUCUCAGGACUACGGCGUCCUCAAGGAGGAUGAGGGAAUCUCCUACAGGGGUCUCUUCAUUGUGGACGAUAAAGGGAUCCUGCGCCAGAUCACAAUCAAUGACCUCCCGGUGGGCCGCUCCGUGGAUGAGACCCUGCGGCUGGUCCAGGCCUUCCAGCACACAGACAAGUACGGUGAAGUCUGCCCGGCCGGAUGGAAGCCCGGAAGUGACACCAUCAAACCCGACGUCCAGAGGAGCAAGGAGUAUUUCUCCAAACAGAAGUAAAGGCCGGCGGUGCUGCCCGUCAUAGUCGGUGCUGCCCGUCAUAGUCAGGGUCUCCUCCCUGUAUAGAAAGCGUUAAUGUAUUUUAGGACUGUUUUUUGUAAUUCCCAUCCUGGAGGCGCAGAACAUCCCCCGGCCUGCAGGUGGCGGCGCGUCUGUGCUGUAACAUUCCUGGAAGUUUUUGUAAGAAAAAAGUAAAUUAAAAACUUCUCACUUGAA
Hyla sarda is the source of this 948-nucleotide messenger RNA. It is a transcript of the gene PRDX1, whose product is annotated as peroxiredoxin 1. Gene Ontology annotation, biological process: hydrogen peroxide catabolic process; leukocyte activation; removal of superoxide radicals. The coding region runs from base 133 to 732 and encodes 199 amino acids. NCBI's taxonomy places the organism in Eukaryota, Metazoa, Chordata, Amphibia, Anura, Hylidae. Gene Ontology annotation, molecular function: thioredoxin peroxidase activity. The record is from RefSeq and is a predicted model, not a curated record. The transcript is spliced from 6 exons. Gene Ontology annotation, cellular component: cytosol.